Cephus cinctus (wheat stem sawfly) is the source of this 1687-nucleotide messenger RNA. Its product is annotated as A-kinase anchor protein 9-like. Bases 33 to 1664 code for a protein of 543 amino acids. The record is from RefSeq and is a predicted model, not a curated record. The transcript has 8 exons. Gene Ontology annotation, molecular function: microtubule binding. Gene Ontology annotation, cellular component: ciliary basal body; cilium. Lineage: Eukaryota; Metazoa; Arthropoda; Insecta; Hymenoptera; Cephidae.
UCUUUUGAAGGCGAUAAUUUAAUACAGUCAAAAUGGUAGACCUUUAUGGAAAAGAUAAACGUAAUAUUUCACUACCGAGCCGAUUACAACCAUUAAAUAUUGAGGAUUCCGAAAUGGAAGAUCAAAAGGAUAAAGUGGUAAUUAUCAACAUGCAAAAGGCUAUGUAUGAUAUACGAAUUGCUGAUUUAGAAACACGUAUAAAAAGAUUGGAGACACGAAAUCAGGAACUUUUGGACACGUCCAAUAGUACAGAAUCUCGCAUUGAUAGUACAGACUUAGAAACUGCUGAUAACAUAGCGCAAUUCAAUCGACAAAUAUUUGUCGAAACAAGCAAAACAGAUGAGUAUAAUAAGCGCAUGGAUAUGCUAAAUAAACGAAAAGCCGAAGAGAAAACAACUCAUAAUAGAAAGCAAGAACUUAUGGAGAAACAGUUUUCGAAUACUCGAUUUGAGUUGACUUCUAAGAUAAAAUUUCUAAACGCAAAAAUCAACACUUUGGAAGAUUACAAAGUGACAAAGCCAUCUCUUCACGAAAAACUAAGAGAAAGAAAUGAAUUGAUGGCGGAAAAGGAUAUAGAAGUUGCACGAAAAUUGGAAGAUAUCGAGAAAAAACAUAAUAUCGAUACAGAAAAGUUGAAAAAUGAAAUGCAUACGAGACUUUUUGAAUUGGCUGGAACAUUUCAAAUUGAACUGUCCAGUAAUGUAGCAAUUCCCGUACAUAGAUUGAUGCGCGAAAGUAUCUUAGUCAAGAACGAAUUAAUACAAAUAGCGAAUGAGUAUAUGCUUGUCAAAGAGAAGAACCGUCGCAAAGAACAUAAUUUCAGUUUGUACGAAGAAGAGAUAAAAAAUGGUCGGGCCGAUAAAUUUCGAUAUGUAAUUAUUGCAAAAAUUCGGCGUGUUUUACUUAAUGCGUUACGCGAAAUGCAUAAAGAAAUGAGUAGACGACAAGAUCUUUAUACGCUAACAUCUAUAUCGUAUGAAGAUUCACUAAAACUCAGAGAAGAUGCAAAAAUACUAGCAGAUGCCUGUGCUACACGCCUAAGUAAAUUUGAGGUUUUACUUCACCGAGAACAAGUCAAACUCGGGCUGGCAAAAUAUAGUAGGAGAAAAUUAAAAGCAGUUAUAAGAAAGCUAAUUGAUACUUUGUACGAUGUAAAAUACGUAGCAGCAUGUGCAUUGAAGAUCACAGGAACGGGAGAAGAUAUUUUAGAAAUGGGAGAUACUCAAUUAAUGUCGCAUUUGUUGGACAUUCUUAGUCGUCCUAAAUUGUUAAUGUCUGCAACAAAAGUAACAUCGACAAAGUCAGUGCUUAGAGCGGAUCAUAUUUAUAAGAUUGGAGACUUGGAAUUCGAACCUAAGCAUAUUAAUAUCGAUCCCCAAAAACUAAUUAAGGAAAAGGAGCCAUCGGAAUUGAGCACACUAAAAACUUUAAAAAACCUUGGGAUCGAUUUAUUUGCAGAAUCCGAUGAUUAUGUAGUUGCCGAUCAAAUGGAAUAUGCGACAAAGGUAACAGAAGAUUUUGAAGAAGAAGCAAGUAACGAAUCAACUACAUCUACACAGUCGUUUGAAGAAAUCCCGGAAAUGGAAUUAAAAUUAAUGUCUGAGAACGGCUCAAUGAGUCCAGAGGACGAGACAUUUGAAGAUGUAGAAACAGGAGGAGAGUAAUCUAGAAUGUGGUUAACUAUAGG